This is a messenger RNA of Parastagonospora nodorum SN15, 1782 nucleotides long. RefSeq lists its product as hypothetical. Gene Ontology annotation, cellular component: fungal-type vacuole membrane. Gene Ontology annotation, biological process: dephosphorylation. The record is from RefSeq and is a predicted model, not a curated record. The transcript is spliced from 2 exons. Bases 1 to 1782 code for a protein of 593 amino acids. Lineage: Eukaryota; Fungi; Ascomycota; Dothideomycetes; Pleosporales; Phaeosphaeriaceae. Gene Ontology annotation, molecular function: alkaline phosphatase activity.
AUGGCGCGCCCCCUCCUCGCCAACCGCGCCUCGAGCGACAUCAGCGGCGACCGCGACAUCGCCGAGGAAGACGCCCUGCUCACCGGCCAACCCACCCAACGCGCCGCCUCGGGCCCCCGAACCUGGAAAUUCUGGCGCGAAGUCGGCCUCUUCGUCUGGGCUGUCGUCGCCACAGCCGGCAUUAUCGUCCUCGCAGUCGUGUUCCAGAAACACAGCGAUACGCAGAAUGGCAGCGCAAACCCCUCGGGGAAGCGCAACCUCAUCUUCAUGGUGUCGGACGGCAUGGGUCCGACGAGUCUGAGUCUGACGAGGAGCUUCAUGCAGUUCCAGAACGGGCUGCCGUUUGGCGAGCAGCUGGUCAUCGAUAAGCACUUGAUCGGGCAGUCGAGGACGAGGUCGUCUUCGUCGCUGAUCACCGACUCGGCGGCUGGCGCGACGGCCUUCUCGUGCGGGAAGAAGAGCUACAACGGUGCCAUUUCGGUGACGCCGGACCAUGAGCCGUGCGGGACGGUGCUGGAGGCUGCGAAGAAGGCGGGUUACAUGACGGGUCUGGUGGUGACGACGAGGAUCACGGAUGCGACGCCUGCGUGCUUUGCGGCGCACGUGAAUAUGCGACAGGAGGAGGAUCUGAUUGCGCAGCAGAUGGUUGGAGACUAUCCGCUGGGACGAGUUGUGGAUCUGAUGUUUGGAGGCGGGAGGUGUCACUUUCUGCCCAACUCGACGGCUGAGCAUUCGUGCCGUGCAGACGACAAGGAUGUCGUGGCCCUGGCGAAGAAGAACGGAUACAGCUAUGUCGACGACCGCGCGGGCUUCGACAGCUUGAAGGGAGGUGCUGGACUCAAGUUGCCCAUGCUGGGACUCUUUGCCGACACCGACAUCCCGUAUGAGAUCGACCGCCGCAACGAGAACGACAUCUACCCGAGCUUGCAAGAAAUGGCAGAGACAGCGAUGAAGGCUCUUAGUGAAGCCACCCGAGACAGUGAUAAGGGCUACUUCCUGAUGAUUGAGGGCUCUCGUAUUGACCAUGCGGGACAUCACAAUGACCCCGCUGCCCAAGUGCACGAAGUCCUCGCCUACGACGCAGCCUUCAAUUCUGUCCUCGACUACAUCAAGAACGAGGAAACAGAGACCGUCAUGGUAUCAACAUCGGACCACGAAACUGGUGGUCUGGCAACUGCGCGCCAGCUCCACACCACCUACCCCGAAUACGUAUGGUACCCUUCGCCCCUCGCCAACGCCUCGCACUCGGCCGAACGCAUGGCUCUGCGCUACAACACAUACCUCAUCAACGACCCUUCCGAUAGCCAGAAACAGGAAUUCAUCGCCGACGAGAUUGAAGACGGGCUUGGUAUCUUCGACGCCAAGGACGACGAGAUCAACGGCCUGGUCAAAGACCCAGCAACGGCCCUAUACCAGUACGCAGACAUGAUGUCGCGCCGCAGCCAAACCGGCUGGUCUACCCACGGCCACUCAGCCGCCGACGUCAACAUCUACUCCUCCAACCCCAAAGCCGCCAUGGCGCUGGUCGGCAACCACGAAAACACCGAAGUCGGAGAGUUCCUGAGGAACUACCUCGAAGUGGACGUCGAAGCUGUUACCAAGGAAUUGCGCGACAAGGGCACGCACUUGACUGUGCUGAAGGCAGGAGAACAAGUCAGCUGGAUGGGCAAGAUCCCUGAGGAAGGACAAAGACUCGAUGGCCAGAACCAUCUCGCCAGCUACGGCGGAGACUUCAAGAAGAGGGGUGUCGAGCACGGUGAGGAUUGUGGAUGUGGACACUGA